AUGCCGAGCCCUAAUGCCAACCAUCUCUUCCGUUCCCAAAGAAUCCAACAACAAUGCGGUUCGCCGCCGCUGCUUCUUCCAGCAAGACAAGGCAACAACUUCAGCAACAAUGAAAACAAACAAAACAUCCAGCGCACAGAGGAGGCCCGUGGGGAAGUCCGUGAGCCAUACCAACCCGAAACGAGCUCAAAAGACGCUUGGGCCGUCAAGAUCGAAGUGAAUCUCAUUCGUAGCUUACCAAUCUACUACAUUUUGGAACCCACCUCGAUUGCUGUGCGAGAGAUCCCCUUCACCAUUGUACAAAGCCGAAUCCUGGAUUUUCUGAGGAUCCAGUCCAUCUCAUUUACAUAUCAUGCCGACACGGUCCGCCUGGAAUGCGUGACAUCCAACUUGCUCAAAUUCGUCAUUCAGUUCUGGCGCGUCAACGGCGAGGGUGUUCCUGCCUUGGAGCCCGACCAAGCCGUCACCGUGGAGCUCCAGCGCCGUCAAGGAUCCUCCAUUGAAAUGCAAGCUGUCCGCCGCAAGAUGCAUCGUGCUGUUUUGACCGGAGAACAAGCAACAACCCCAUUCUACUUGGAACGGCCCCAAAUGCAAGCCCGCAAUCUCCCUGCUACCAUCAUGACCGAGGUAGACACCUUGAGCGACUAUGAUCACGACGCGGGACGAUCCGAUGCUCUUCAUAUAUGCUUACGUUUGAUCGAAAGCAACUGCAUGGAUCAAGCUCGUUUGGGCCUGGAAAGCCUCCGCAUGUUGACAGACCCCUCCAUUGUUGCUCCGCAAGAUGCUCUCUUUGUCUCCCGCGCCGUUCUCCUGCGUCAAUCUGCCUUUGGUCCACGUCUCCAGAGCGGCCUUGCCAGAUACUCUUUUGGUAUCGCCGAGGCGCUGGCUGGGCGUUCCGAUAUGGCGGAGUACCGUCAAUACAGCCAGGCCCACUAUGAUGGUUUCCACAGUUUGGGCCUUGCGAUCCUUUCCAACGCUCUCCAGAUGGUUGAAAGCAACGAAAACGUGGCCAUCGACGUGACCGAUCGAUUUUGGGAACUUGUUACCGAGGACCUCAUGUGGAACGUCGAAAGGGCUGUGCAAAAGCCGAACGAAGGUGCUGUUUCCGCCAAGUGCAUUCGUCAUCUCAAGUGUCUGGGUUGCGGCCAUGGCAACGGCAUGGAUUUGGCUGUGGCGAUGACCCGACCCCGCGGCUUCCGGGCAUGCCUUGCAGAGGCCAACCGAUUUGGAGCCAUGCAUCAUUGGAUGCUCGAACAAGAGUCGCAGAAGUUGUUGGCCAUGGACAUUGAUACCAACCUACGAGCACAUUGA
Seminavis robusta is the source of this 1311-nucleotide messenger RNA. NCBI's taxonomy places the organism in Eukaryota, Bacillariophyta, Bacillariophyceae, Naviculales, Naviculaceae. The record is from the annotation of a GenBank genome assembly.